Molecule: messenger RNA, 223 nt
Organism: Closterium sp. Yama58-4
Lineage: Eukaryota; Viridiplantae; Streptophyta; Zygnematophyceae; Desmidiales; Closteriaceae
Source: the annotation of a GenBank genome assembly
UUUGAGUGUGACCAAGUGGGUGCAUCUCAACUGGGGGGAUGCCGGCCUCAUCGCCUUCUUUGCCAACCUCUUCCACACGCUGCGCCCUGGAGGGGUGCUCAUUCUCGAGCCGCAGCCGUGGAGCUCGUAUAAGAAGAAACAGGGGCUUACUCAGGAGAGCAAGGAGCACUACAGCCGCAUCAAGAUCUUCCCCACCCAUUUCCGAGAGCUGCUGCUCGACAAG